Coniophora puteana RWD-64-598 SS2 is the source of this 645-nucleotide messenger RNA. RefSeq lists its product as uncharacterized. Lineage: Eukaryota; Fungi; Basidiomycota; Agaricomycetes; Boletales; Coniophoraceae. The transcript is spliced from 7 exons. The annotation marks the transcript as partial. The record is from RefSeq and is a predicted model, not a curated record.
AGAAACCUCGUAGUAUGCAUUGAUGGUACAUCGAAAAAGUUUGGAUCAAAGAAUACCAACGUCAUCCGUCUCUAUGAGCAAGUCAGAAAGUCUGAGCAGCAACUCACGUAUUAUGCGAGUGGCAUUGGCACUUAUGCUAGACCUUCGUGGCGGUCCCUGACGUACUGGAAGCAAAAAUUACUUUACAAGCGGAUCGAUCUAGCAAUUGCGUGGAACCUUGAAACAGUCAUCAUGGACGUUUACCGCUGGUUGGCGGAUAACUAUCGACAAGGCGACAAAAUCUACCUAUAUGGAUUUUCUCGCGGUGCAUAUCAGGCUCGCGCGGUGGCUGGAAUGAUUGACAAGGUCGGACUUUUGUUUCCCGGAAACAACGUACAAAUACCUUUUGCGUUCGAACUGUAUGCGUCUCUAGACAGCUCGAGUAGGCAUAAGAACAUUGAAAGGAACAAGCUCGCGGAGAGAUUUAAGGACACGUUCUGCCACCCCAACGUCUCUGUUCACUUUCUUGGCGCUUGGGAUACUGUAUCAUCGGUCGGGUUCACAGGAGAAACACUUCCAGCUACGAGAUCAUGCGCACACAUCAAGAUAUUUCGGCAUGCGCUGGCUCUCGAUGAGCGUAGAGUCAAGUUUCUACCGGAAUACGUC